Suillus fuscotomentosus is the source of this 2512-nucleotide messenger RNA. RefSeq lists its product as uncharacterized. The record is from RefSeq and is a predicted model, not a curated record. Gene Ontology annotation, biological process: protein phosphorylation. The transcript has 6 exons. Lineage: Eukaryota; Fungi; Basidiomycota; Agaricomycetes; Boletales; Suillaceae. Bases 30 to 2303 code for a protein of 757 amino acids. Gene Ontology annotation, molecular function: ATP binding; protein kinase activity.
CUAUCUGAGCCUCCUUAGGCCUCAUCAUCAUGGCCGACAAUGCUGACGCCACCGUACGUGACAAGACACCUCCCCGUAACUCUGCCUUGUCUGCCGAUUCGGAGACUGGGCUCAAGUCCACCCCACUCGCAGUCGGUUCCGCUAUUGUCAGCGAACACAUCAGUACUGUUGGCCUUAAAGUCAAAAAUGUCAGCCCAUGGAUCGCGAGGGACGUCCAAAACUUUGAGAAGUGUGAGGCAGAUGCGAUGCUGCAAGAACUCCUUGCAAGAUGCACAGGUCGCUCUCAAAACCUUUCUGUCAACGAGAAAUCGAAGCUACUCGAAACUGCCCUCAAUGCUGUUCUGCCUAUCUGCAAUGCGGGGGCUGUAGCGCAGGAGAUAAAGGGACACCUGACUAAUUUUUGUGAUACCAACCUCGAACCAUUGACAUAUGCUCCUUUUGUCAAAGCCGCCAACUGUGCGCUCCGUGAACUAAGCAAGGUGAAUGUACAAGGAAUACCUGCGUUCAAGGUCGACGAGAAGACCAACGUUCUACUCCAUGUCAGUGAUACAAUGCCCAUAUACCAGGACCACCAGGACAAACAGUCCGAACGCAAGCCUGACGUUGUUGUGGUCUCUCAUCAAACUGCCCUGGGUACGAAAGCACACGAAACGCAAGAAACCCAGGUUCUUACCGAGACGGCGUGCAAAUCGCCCAAAGACAACUUUCAAUGGACCGAUGUUCGAUCGACAUUGGAGUUAAAACGCCCCCGGAAGUUUUUGACCCAUCCGCCGUCCGUUUAUAAGACCGAUUACAUCGUUCCUUCUCCUUCUGCGCAGUACAUGGAAUGUAGGAAGGACACGAGCGGCCCUGCUAAGCCAACAGGUUCAACGCCUGCUACUGGGUCUGCUCAGACCCCCCACGAAGCAUCGAAUGAGUUAAGACCCUCGUCGCAAUUGAGCAGAGGAGUCAAGCGCAAGCGAGGCGGCAACAAUGAAGAUCGGACUGAAGAGGACGACCCGGCAAAACCCCCUCCUAUCGUCCAGAACGGCCUCUACGUUGCAGAGAUGUUCGCGGCUCACAUCGCGCGGCAACACGUCAUCUCCUUUAUAGUGAACAACGAUUAUAUUUACAUCUGGUUCUGUGAUCGCGAAACCACGAUUCAAGGCGCUGCCAUCAACUUCGUUCAGGACCUUCCACGCUGGUUGGUCUUACUUCUGAUCAUGCAGCGGAUGGGAUACGAGCAGUGGGGCCUCAACCGCGUGUUUGAGCCUGAGCCCGGAUUUUCGGGCAAGGUGAUGGUUGAGGAUGCCCAGAUUGACCUUGAGUUGGAUGUGAAGUCUAAGGAGCGCGUGACUCAUUUCGGUAUACGCGGACGUGCAACUACUGUGUUUCCGGUAAAGAGCGAGGCACUAUCAGAUCGGCAGCGGGACGCCUGUUUUCUGAACGAAUCCCCUGAACUGGUGGCCAAGCUCUAUUGGCCAGAAGAGACGCGUCAGAGCGAGCCAGACAUCCUCAAGGAGGUCUACAAGAUUGCACAGACAGAUCUGGAUGUGCGAGGCCACGUCCCAGAGCUGGUCUGGUUCCACAAGUUUGAAGAAACAUCCACGUCCAAAAUCCGAGUCGCAUUAGGACUGAAGGACGCUGAACGGGCCGAACAGGGCAGCCGCGUCCUGUACAUCAUCGUAUUCAGAAAGCUUAUCCCAAUUACGACGCUUUCUGGCGAGGAGUUCAUUGCCGCAUGGUGGCAAGUUGUGAAGUGCCAUCGCGCCCUCUGGAAGAGAGGCGUUCUUCAUCGGGACGUCAGCCCUAGCAAUCUCAUGGUGUACCGCUUACGCGGUCAAUUCAUAGGCGUUCUCAACGACUACGACUUAUCGUCGUUUAAACGUGAUGGUCCCAGGGGCCUCGAGCGCACGGGAACGCUACCAUUCAUGGCGGCAGACCUUCUCACGCCAGACGCCAUGGCAGGCAAGGUCGAGCAUGUGUAUGCGCAUGAUGCUGAAUCGUUGAUCUGGGUCCUCACCUGGGUCUGUCUUCGGUAUGAAGGUGGAAACCUCCUCAGCAAGAACAGACCAUUGGAAGAAUGGCUGAAAGUGGAUGCUUCUCUAUGCCAAGCAAGAAAGGCCCAGUUUUGGUCAAUAGAGAUCAGAAACGUGUGUCCAUCCACAUCGCACGCAGAGUCCUGGGAUCUUGUAAAGAACUGCCUUUGGGCGGUCCAGUCACUUUAUACUCCAUUCGAGUACCGCAAACUGACCGAUGAAUUGGCUUUUCAGUUGUUGCUUGAGGGGCCUAUGCUAGAGCAUGACAGUCAUAAGCGUACUUAGAGUUGAGGCAGCGUGCCUCCCUUACAAAUUGCUUUGUAGAAUAAACAGUCGGUCUUGGGUACCACUAUGACUUUGUAAUGUAUAGAAUGGUGUAAUACGACAAUCAUGGAGGCUCAGAUCCAGAGCGCACAUUCGAGAACACGUAGUUCCUCAUACACACUUAUGCAAGGACUGGCUGUCUCAUCUUUUGUCCAAUUAAUUGUGUUUAC